AUGUAUCGGCGUGCCGUUGUUUGUUUGAUUGGCCGAUCGUUAUCCCGUUCUUCACCAAGAUUAUUCAAUCGAGCUGUGGCUGCUGGAGCUGGGAACACCUUUGGAUUCAGAAAUUAUUCUCAAGAAGUCAAAGCCGAAAAGCAUGAGUUUCAGGCGGAAACUAAAAACCUCUUGGACAUUGUAGCUAAAUCAUUGUACUCUGAGCAGGAGGUGAGUUUUUUUUCUUUGAAUUGUAUCUAAUGUCUAGGUGUUUCUUCGAGAGUUGGUUAGUAACAGCAGCGAUGCCUUGGAAAAGCGGAGAUAUAACGAGAUCUCAAAGGACAUGGCGGUUACUGCCGCUGGUGAUCAAAUUCCGUAUGAAAUUCGGAUAAAAACAGAAGGAGGGAAAAUUAUCAUUGAAGAUACCGGCUGCGGAAUGGACAGGAAUGAGUUGGUUAAUCUCUUGGGGACAAUUGCCAAAUCUGGAUCCAAGGAGUUUCGAACUAAUGACGCAAAGUCCGCGGAGUCGAUCAUAGGUCAGUUGUGUAAUUGUGUCAUAGUUUUCCUUCUAUUUUUAGGUCAAUUUGGUGUUGGUUUCUACUCGGCGUUUAUGGUGGCUGAUAAGGUCAGCGUAAUCACCAAGAAACACGAUGAUAAUUCUAUUGGAUACAGAUGGAGCUGGAGUGGAGAUUCUUCUUAUGAAAUUGUUGAAGAUCCUAAUGCAAAACCUGGUUGUCGAAUCGAGUUGGAAUUGAGGGAUGGAGAUCAAAGUCAAUUCGCUUUGCCUGAAAGGUUGAUUGAAGUGAUUAGCAAGUACUCCUACUUCGUGACAGUGCCCAUAUUUGUGAAUGGGGAGAGAGUCAAUACUAUGAAUGCUAUCUGGACUAUGGAUUCAAAGGAUGUUACUCCUGAAAUGCACGAGACGUUCUUUCGACAACUCGCGAAGACUCAUCACGCUCAUUUGAUUCAUGAUAGACCCAGAUACACGUUGCAGUAUAAAGUAGGUUGAGUUUGAAAUUAUUUCUAUAAAACUGUUACCUAAAAUUUUUAGACCGAUGCUCCAUUAAAUCUGAGAGUUUUGUUAUACAUUCCUUCCCACAAAGUGAAUCAAGUCGAAUUUACUACUGAUUUUGAAGACUCUGGAGUGUCUCUGUAUGCUCGUAAAGUCCUUAUUAAAGCUCACGCCAAGGAAUUGUUGCCUAGAUACUUGAGAUUUGUGAUUGGAGUGGUCGAUUCCGAAGAUGUCCCUUUGAAUUUGAGUCGAGAAAUGCUUCAAAAAGAUGCUGUUAUUGUGUAAGACAUUGCACGGUUUUAUUAAAUCUUUUUCAGAAAGUUGCGAAGAGUUAUAACCGAAAGGAUCAUCAGAUUCUUAACGAAGGAGAUGAAGAAGGACAGGAUCAAGUACACUGACUUCUAUAAUGGGUAUUCGAUGUUCUUUAAAGAAGGAAUUGUUGUCGAACAAGAUUUUGGUGUUAAGGUAACGGAAUGCUCGAUUGAUCGUCUAUGUUUAGGAACAAAUUGCGCAACUCUUACUUUUUGAUACCUCUAACUUCAAACCGGGGACAACUACGAGCUUGGAAGAGUAUGUGGAGAGGAUGCAAAAGGAUCAAGAUGCGAUUUACUACCUUUACAGUCCUUCGUAAGUUAUUAUGACAAAUAUUAAUUCUUUUUAGACGUCAACUGGCUGAGAAUUCCCCUUAUUACGAAUCAUUUAAACAACAGAAUAAGGAAGUACUUUUCCUCCAUGAUGCUGCUGAUGAAAUGGUUCUUUUGAUGAUGAACGAGUUUAAAGGGAAGAAGAUCGUAUCCGUUGAGGCGUAUCUGAAGGAACAGGGAUUGCAAUCUGAGCAUGAAAAGACAGGUACAUAAUAGUUGUCUAAAUUAAUUUGAACUGGUUGCAGAAAUGACAAGAGAUUCUGAUAAAAAACAGUUGUUGGAUUACAUCAGGGAUUCUCUGGGAUCUGUGAAAGUGUUUGAAAUCCAUCCGAUGCAGAGUCCCUCUUCCCAUCCGUUUGUUAUUACCGCCAUUAAUCACAGCGCCAUGAGACAUGUUCUUCGUAUCAAUAAUCCCAAACAAUCAGAGCAUUUGAUCAAUGUGAAGCCUGUCCUUCAUGUCAACUUUUCCCAUCCAGUCAUCAAAGGAUUGCCCAAACUUAAAAGGAAGAAUGAAAAGUUGGCUAAAGAUGUCAUUGAACAGGUAUGAACUCUUCGCUGUUUGGCUUUAUGCAAUUUUAGGUAUAUGACAAUGCCUUGGUGACAGCUGGUUUGAUCGGCGACACCUCUGCCUUUGUUCCUCGAAUCAACAAGAUCUUGGGUGAUCUUCUAAAUGAAGGGAACUCCUCCACAAUCCUCACGCCAUAA
Messenger RNA from Bursaphelenchus xylophilus (pine wood nematode), 2340 nucleotides. NCBI's taxonomy places the organism in Eukaryota, Metazoa, Nematoda, Chromadorea, Rhabditida, Aphelenchoididae. The record is from the annotation of a GenBank genome assembly.